Maniola jurtina (meadow brown) is the source of this 1210-nucleotide messenger RNA. RefSeq names its product cilia- and flagella-associated protein 97-like. Bases 229 to 1128 code for a protein of 299 amino acids. Gene Ontology annotation, biological process: spermatogenesis. The transcript is spliced from 6 exons. NCBI's taxonomy places the organism in Eukaryota, Metazoa, Arthropoda, Insecta, Lepidoptera, Nymphalidae. The record is from RefSeq and is a predicted model, not a curated record.
AUGCGUUCAACGAAACGUAAUUUUGAAUGAAGUGUCACUUGGUGAAUGAAGUGUGUAGUGAUUCGUGAAUGGCGGGAUAUUUGUUUGGUUUGGUUCCGUUGUUGUCUUGUUGUUAUUGAAUAUUGCUAGUUUUAUUGAUUUUUCAUAAAUUAUUUGUAUCGUUGCACAAUAUAAGAAAUAGUGUUGUAUAAAUAUAAGUAGAGAGUGAAAUUUUUAAUCUGGCUGCUUAUGAAGGAGGCGUACAUCUUCUGCAGAGCCUCAUAUUUUAUUUCUACAAGCACGCUUCACACAAUGUCACUAACUGAGAGCAAAGUAGCCAAAUUAACAGAGUAUAUAGACACAAAUUACUUAUCUGGCGACAGUAAUGGAAUGAAAUAUAAACUUAAACAGUUUUACCAGGAAGAGAACAACAACACAUACAGAAAACAAGAAUGUUCUCAAGGCAACCCUUAUGAGGAAAACAACAAUGAGAUAGAUGAAAUCACGAAAGAGUUUUCGGAGAUGGGCUGCAUCGUGGACGCGGUGAAACGACCGCCCAAUAUAUGCAUUGAGACUUGUGUGUACGAGGAACCAGAGUCAGAUGACGAGCAUGACAGGUCACAAAGAUCACAAAACAAUGAUGAAGACGACGUCCACUAUUCAGAUGAAUUCGAGGAAGCAGAUCUCAGUGACAUUGAGUUAGAAAAGCCUAAGAGCCAAGCCAUUGUGAGCAACGGUAACAGUAAAACACAGGUCAAUAAGACACUGUCAAAAUCCUCUGUCAAACUGUCAAAGAGCCAGUCUUGCAUGUCGCAGUGUGCUAGUCAAAAACCAGGGUCAGUUUCUGGCAGAUCUACGGAUUAUGGGUCAGUAUCAGUGCCAAAAACUCGCCGUAUAAACAUGUCAUUCCCAAACGAUAGAUUACGAGAGAUAGAGAGGCACAAUCACAUACUGUUGAAUAAAAUCCUAAGCGCGCGAAACAAACGUAAGUCUUCCAUACCGCCGCCCCGUGAUGACCGACCGAAGAAGCCCCUACCACCCGCCGCUGUGCAAAGGCGAAACCUACAGAGGAAGAUAGACCAUGAUAAUCUGAUCCUUUUGAAGAAGAUCCAACGCGCCAAGUCGUCCGCGUGCAGCAUCCGCCGUUGAUACACGAGCCGCGUCCGCUGCGCGGGCGCAUGUUCCUACUUGUUACACAUAUUUUAUAUCGCUAUUAAACUUAUAUUACUAA